AAAGAGAACCAUGUAUUGACCUUCUAAAUCGGUCAGAGAAGUGGGAUUCUAUAACGAAACAAUUCGUCUCACACCCUGACCUGCCAAAACCUUCCAACAUGCUCCUCUUAUGGGUGUAGCGUCAGGGUGAUAAUGCUCGGGAUGAAGGUCUAUGUCUGCAGCUGGCUCUUUUUCGCUGUCCAGAAAGAGAUUUCAGCCAUUCUUAGGCUGAAUGGCAAAGAGAACGAGCAGCUCACCUUCACCUGUUCACAUUCAUGGGCCGUAACAAACGUAAAGUACAUCUGCAGACUUGGGUGUAGUGAUAAAGACAUCCUUAUCAGAUCUGUAGGAGUGGGGAUUAUAGCAAAGAAGGAACGAUACUCUUUAUACGACAGAGGAAGAGGGCUAUUUACUAUCACCAUCAACAGGCUGAAGAAGUCAGACGCAGGGAAGUAUUGGUGCGGAAUCGAGAGAACUGGCUUUGACACGUACCAAGAAGUGAACAUUAGGAUCCUGGAUGCCCCUCAGGUUACUGAAACACCUUCAACCCAGACGACCGUCAUGACUCACGUUAAAGGUCGGAACAGUUACAUUCUUGUGUGUGUAUUUGGCCUGCUGAUUAUUCUCAUUCUGAUGUGUCUGGCACUUCGGUACAGCCAAGCAAGAACAAGCCAUGUGGUGACAGAUUGUCUCUCAGUGUUGAUUUCUCAUACACCAGGUAGAGGCACGGGAAACAACAGGGUCAAUCAGAGCUCAUCAGUGGACCAAAACCCCACAACUGUCAAUCCAGUGUAUGUCAACAUCGAUUUCAACCUCAAACAUGAAAAUGUUUACCAGACGCUACGGAUUAAAGCCACCCAAUUAGACUCUUUAUAUGAGACUCUAUCUUCUGGUACUGAACAAUCAGAUCAAUGAAAGGAGAAAAGACUGAAGGUUUCAAAGAAAAGCAGCGUUAGUGAACUUUUAUAUUUUAGAGAUGAUUAAACCAGGCCUGAAGUGUGAUGUUGCUUUUAUACAACAGUUAUUUUGCUCCACGACUGGAGGAACUAACUAACCACAACUGGUGGAGCUGGCGACUGACAUUUUGCAACUGACAAUGAUUUUGGAUUCAGCUGUGUGUUAGCAGCUAAUUAGCUUGUCUUAGACGUAAGUUAAACAGCAUAGAGUGCAAAUUAGAAUGACUUAAAAUAAUUUAUUAAUCAGACAAAGCCUUGUUAAAAGUGCUGUUACCGUGCAUUAUCACAACUCGUAGAAUGCCUCUUGUCCAAUAGGAUUGCUUGAUUGGAACUAAGUGUUGUACAGUAAAAAUAUUGAAUACCGAGUCAUGCUGUUAUAUGUGGUGUGAUAAGGAGGAGUUACUGAAGUUGAUUCUUUUUCAAUAACGGAAUAUCUCAAAGAGAAUAUAUAACAUUGGGUAUUUUAGGUGUAUACAACAGUAGAGAUUUAUACUGUAUAUAGCAUCAAGUUUAUGGUGUCUUGCCAUUAUAUCAGUACUUUCAUUUCUAUGCAUUGGAUGUGUUAAAGGCUACAUAAAUGAAGUCUAAUUUCUUCGAAUUUUGUUCAGUUUUAUAUUAUGCUCAUUAUUGUAUGUUAGGAAUCAAAGAGGAGUCAAAUAAUUUAAAACUGCAGAGACGUUCCUACUAUAAAGCAUCUAAAAAAUGGACAACUGCAAUGAUACUAAUUAAGGAGAUGUACUCUCUUAAGCUGUGUAGUGAGUGGAUUUCAUCAUGAGUUUAUUUGUAAUAAACGUAAAUACUGCAUGAAAC
Molecule: messenger RNA, 1745 nt
Organism: Clarias gariepinus (North African catfish)
Lineage: Eukaryota; Metazoa; Chordata; Actinopteri; Siluriformes; Clariidae
Product: CMRF35-like molecule 5
Exons: 6
Coding region: 133-894 (253 amino acids)
Source: RefSeq, a predicted model, not a curated record